AUGGAGAGAGUGGUGCUCACACGCUCAUUCUCCUCAUCUCCUUCCUCUGCACUCGUCUCCGCCAGAUUCUUCUCCCGCUCACUCCACCGCCUUGCUCGGAUUCCCAAGCGCCACCGUCUGGUCCCGAACGGCCACCGCCGCUCCCUACUCCGGCGGCACCUUGGCUUCAUCUCUCCAGCCUCUAGACAGGCUCUUCAGCUUGAAAGACACUUUUGCCCUCUUUCGGUCCGCGCGGUCUCCACUUCCCCUGCUCAGUCCUCGCAUGCGGACGAUGAUGUUGCGGAGAAGCUCGGGUUCGAGAAGGUGUCAGAGGAAUUUAUCACGGAGUGUAAUUCUAGAGCGGUUCUGUAUAAGCACAGGAAGACUGGUUCCGAGAUUAUGUCGGUGUCCAAUGACGAUGAGAACAAAGUAUUUGGCAUUGUUUUCAGGACUCCGCCAAAAGACUCAACAGGAAUUCCUCAUAUAUUGGAACACAGUGUGUUAUGUGGUUCGCGAAAAUAUCCUUUGAAAGAGCCAUUUGUUGAGCUGUUGAAGGGGAGCUUGCAUACAUUUCUGAAUGCAUUCACAUAUCCUGAUAGGACUUGCUAUCCUGUUGCCUCCACCAAUGCCAAGGAUUUCUAUAACUUGGUUGAUGUGUACUUAGAUGCUGUCUUUUUCCCCAAGUGUGUGGAAGACAUUAAAACCUUUCAACAGGAAGGUUGGCAUUAUGAACUGAACGACCCCUCAGAAGACAUAAUUUAUAAAGGUGUUGUUUUCAAUGAGAUGAAAGGUGUUUAUUCUCAGCCUGACAGCAUCCUUGGCCGAGCUUCCCAACAGGCUCUUUUUCCUGAUAACACUUAUGGUGUUGAUAGUGGUGGUGAUCCGCAAGUAAUUCCUAAACUAACUUUCAAGGAAUUCCAGGAGUUCCACCGCAGAUAUUAUCAUCCGAGCAACGCUAGAAUAUGGUUUUAUGGAGAUGAUGAUCCAAGUGAAAGGCUACGAAUUUUAAGUGAAUAUCUAGAUAAGUUCGAAGCUAGUUCAGCUUCUGAGGAAUCAAGAGUCCAUCAUCAGAAAUUAUUUUCGGAACCAAUCAGGAUUGUCGAAAGAUAUCCUGCUGCUGAAGGGGAGGACCUGAAAAAGAAGCACAUGGUGUGCCUUAAUUGGCUCCUCUCUGAGACACCGCUUGACUCAGAGACUGAGCUGGCCCUAGGCUUUCUGGAUCAUUUGUUGAUGGGAACUCCUGCUUCUCCUUUGAGAAAAGUUCUUCUAGAGAGCCGCCUGGGAGAUGCUAUUGUUGGUGGUGGGGUUGAAAGUGAACUCCUUCAGCCUCAGUUUAGUAUCGGAUUAAAAGGUGUAUCCGAUGAUGACAUUAAUAAAGUAGAAGAAUUAAUCAUGACCACAUUUAAGAAAUUGGCUAAAGAAGGCUUCGAUUCUGAUGCUGUGGAGGCAUCAAUGAAUACGAUUGAAUUUUCUCUCAGAGAAAACAACACCGGUUCAUUUCCUCGUGGAUUAGCACUUAUGCUUAACUCAAUUGGGAAGUGGAUAUAUGAUAAGGAUCCUUUCGAACCAUUGAAAUAUCAAGAACCUCUAAAGGCUUUGAAAGGCAGAAUAGCUAAAGAAGGCUCAAAAUCAGUCUUUGCUCCCUUAAUAGAAAAAUUCAUUUUGAACAACCCACACUGUGCGACUAUAGAAAUGCAGCCUGAUCCAGAUAAGGCUUCCCGUGAUGAAGCAACUGAGAAAGAAAAUUUGGAAAAGGUCAAAGCUAGUUUGACCCAGGAGGAUCUGGCUGAGUUGGCCCGUGCAACACAUGAACUCAAGUUGAAACAGGAGACUCCUGAUCCACCUGAAGCUCUGAAAUGUGUGCCAGGCCUUUCUUUGCAAGACAUUCCUAAAAAGCCUAUACACAUUCCUAUAGAGGUUGGCGAUAUCAAUGGCGUAAAGGUUUUGCAGCAUGACCUUUUCACAAAUGAUGUCCUAUAUGCAGAAGUUGUAUUUAAUAUGAGCUCCCUGAAGCAGGAGCUUCUGCCUUUGGUACCGCUAUUCUGCCAGUCCCUGCUUGAGAUGGGUACAAAGGACAUGGAUUUUGUACAACUAAAUCAAUUAAUUGGAAGAAAAACUGGUGGGAUAUCUGUAUAUCCUCUUACAUCAUCAGUUCAUGGACGGGAGGACCCAUGCAGCCGUAUAAUUGUUCGAGGCAAAGCUAUGUCAGAACGUACUGAAGAUUUAUUUAACUUGGUCAACCGUGUGAUUCAAGAUGUUCAACUGACAGACCAAAAGCGUUUUAAGCAGUUUGUUUCUCAGAGCAAAGCCAGAAUGGAGAACCGUUUGAGGGGCAGUGGGCAUGGCAUUGCGGCUACAAGAAUGGAUGCCAAGCUCAACACUGCUGGUUGGAUCUCUGAACAAAUGGGUGGUCUCAGUUACCUUGAAUUUUUACAAGCUCUUGAAAAGAAAGUUGACAACGACUGGCCUGAAAUAUCUUCUUCCCUUGAGGAGAUACGAAAAACAUUGAUUUCGAAGAAUGAUUGCCUCAUAAAUCUGACUGCUGAUGCGAAUAAUCUCCAGAACUCGGAGAAAUAUGUCAGCAAAUUUGUAGAUAUGCUUCCCGAGACUCCUCCAGUUGGAUCAACUGCUUGGAGUGCUCGACUCCCUCUCAAGAACGAAGCUAUUGUGAUACCUACUCAGGUGAAUUACGUUGGAAAAGCAGCUAACCUUUUCGAGGCUGGCUAUCAACGUAAAGGCAGCUCAUAUGUCAUCUCUAAAUACUUGGGCAACACAUGGCUGUGGGAUCGUGUGCGUGUCAGUGGUGGAGCCUAUGGAGGAUUUUGUGAUUUCGACUCUCAUUCAGGUGUAUUCUCAUACUUGUCAUACAGAGAUCCCAACUUGUUGAAGACACUCGACAUUUAUGAUGGAACAAGCAACUUCUUGAGGGAACUUGAACUGGACGACGAUGCCCUCACUAAGGCAAUUAUUGGGACUAUUGGAGAUGUUGAUGCCUAUCAGCUACCCGAUGCCAAAGGAUAUAGCAGUUUACUGAGAUACUUGUUAGGAGUCACCGAGGAGGAAAGACAAAUUAGACGAGAAGAGAUUUUGUCGACAAGGUUGAGUGACUUCAAGGAAUUUGCUGACGUGGUUGAGACGGUUAAGGACAAAGGUGUCGUGGUUGCCGUGGCAUCGCCUGAGGAUGUCGAUGCAGCCAACAAGGCUCGUCCCGAUUUCUUCCAACUGAAAAAGGCACUCUAA
Molecule: messenger RNA, 3219 nt
Organism: Striga hermonthica
Lineage: Eukaryota; Viridiplantae; Streptophyta; Magnoliopsida; Lamiales; Orobanchaceae
Source: the annotation of a GenBank genome assembly